Gongylonema pulchrum is the source of this 984-nucleotide messenger RNA. The record is from the annotation of a GenBank genome assembly. NCBI's taxonomy places the organism in Eukaryota, Metazoa, Nematoda, Chromadorea, Rhabditida, Gongylonematidae.
AUGAAGCGCACCAACAAGGUUUCGGAUCUUACAUUCUCGGCAUCGCAAAUUGAAAGCGAUGAGUUGGGUCAAACAAUGGUUGAAAUUCCAUUGGAGUCAAAAAAUACGGAACAAGAACGAUCAGAAACAGAGAGUCAGCUGAAAAAUGGUAGCGGUUCAGAAUCAAAUCGAUCUGGUGACACCGAUAAGGCAAAAACAGACGAAGAAAAAGCUAAACUUAUACCGUUCUGGCAAAUUGGCUUUUUGCAAUUUCUUCUUUCGAAAAUGAAGCGCACCAACAAGGUUUCGGAUCUUACAUUCUCGGCAUCGCAAAUUGAAAGCGAUGAGUUGGGUCCAACAAUGGUUGAAAUUCCACUGGAGUCAAAAAGUAUGGAGCAAGAACGAUCGGAAACAGAGAGGUAUUAUCGUUAUGCGAAACCACUCGAUUACUUUUUUCUGUUACUCGGCAUCCUGCUUGGUGUUGUACAGGGAGUCCUGCAAUCAAUUCAGAGCAUAAUAUUCAAACAUCUGUCGGACACUUUAGUUGAGGGCCAGGCUACCUGGAAUACAAAAUUUUUCAAUGAGACCAAGUUCCACAACGGCGCCAUGCACGCCAUUUACAUGUACACUGGCUAUGGUACUGGUGUUCUCAUCUUGGCCACCGUUUCAAUGAGCUGCUGGCAUAUACUGUGCGAGCGUCAGAUUCAUCAUAUCCGAAAACAUUAUUUUGCUGCCGUUAUGCGCCAAGAUAUGAGCUGGUUUGAUAUGAGCUGCUGGCAUAUACUGUGCGAGCGUCAGAUUCAUCAUAUCCGAAAACAUUAUUUUGCUGCUGUUAUGCGCCAAGAUAUGAGCUGGUUUGACGUGCAUGAAUGCGGGGAGCUGACUACAAGAAUGACUGAUGGAAUUGAUCGGAUCAGAGAUGGCAUCGGUGAUAAGAUGGGCACUUUAUUUACAUACGGAGCAGGAUCUGUUAGUGGAAUUGUGGUUGCUUUCACAUGCAGGUAA